This is a messenger RNA of Xyrauchen texanus (razorback sucker), 1415 nucleotides long. RefSeq names its product neutral cholesterol ester hydrolase 1-like. Gene Ontology annotation, molecular function: hydrolase activity. The coding region runs from base 152 to 1054 and encodes 300 amino acids. The record is from RefSeq and is a predicted model, not a curated record. Lineage: Eukaryota; Metazoa; Chordata; Actinopteri; Cypriniformes; Catostomidae. The transcript has 4 exons.
UACGCUAUGUCAUGGGCACAGAUAAAGAUUCCACAGUCCAGCCAAACAGUCCGUGUGACAGACACUUCCUUUUCUGGAGUGCAGGCACGAGUGUUUGAGUCCACUUCAUCAAGACUGGAGCAGUGUUUGAAAAAAGGAGUUGUCUAUUUCCAUGGAGGUGGAUGGGCACUCGGCAGUGCAAUUUCUCUUUUUGUUUAAAGAGAUGCAGCCAUAUGACAUGCUGUGCAGGACUAUGGCUGAAGAGUUGGAUGCAGUCGUCAUAUCUGUUGAGUACAGGCUGGCACAUUUCCCAGAUCAGUAUAAUGAUGCUCUUCAGGCCUCAAAACGUAUCCUGACAGCAGAGGUGCUGGCUCAGUACUCGAUAGACCCAGAAAGAGUAGCAGUGUCGGGUGACAGCGCCGGGGGGAAUCUUGCCGCUGCUGUUGCUCAACAGAUGGCCUUGGACAGCAGUGCUCCUAUUAAGUUCAAAGUUCAGGCUCUUGUCUAUCCUGUGCUCCAGGCCUUGGACUUCAACACACCGUCCAUCCAGCAGAAUGCCAACAUUCCCAUCCUAUACCGUUCGCACUUGGUCAGCUAUUGGCUGGAGUACCUAGGUGGGGAUCAGAGACUGGCUCCUUCAUUGCUGGCUAACAACCACACAGCUUUGAAUCAGGGCCACAAGAUAGCCGCAGCCAAAGCUAAGAUCAACUGGACCCAACUUCUUCCGGCCGCUUUACAGAAGAACUAUAAGCCCCUGUUUCCACUUCAGGGUGACCCAAAGCUGUUAGAGGAGCUGCCAGGAUUGCUGGAUGUGCGAGCGGCCCCUUUACUAGCUAAAAAGGAAGUACUGAGGGCAGUACCGCCUGCCUACAUCAUGACCUUUGAGCAUGAUGUGCUGAGAGAUGAUGGACUCAUGUACAGCAGACGACUGGAGGAGGCCGGAAUUGCAGUCACUGUUGAUCACUAUCUAGAUGGUUUCCAUGGAUGCUUGAGCUUUGCUUUUGGGCCCUUGCAAUUCUCAGUUGGAUUGCGAAGUUUUGAGAACUAUAUUCGCUGGCUAAAAGAGAACCUCUAGAAGGUACACAUGUAUGGAUGAGACGUUUCCAUUUGUUGUUAAAUAUAUUUUGAAAAUAUACUUCUAAAACAUUUACUAAUGGUUUUGAAUUGAAUAUGCAAUGAAAAACAUCAGUGCAACAAAUCAUUUGUGAAGAACUGAAUGGGCCAGCAGACACCAACAUUUUAUUUCAGUAUCUCUGAAUCUCUGUGUAAAAGGGUUCACAGCAGAAUGAACGGAGGACAUAGGGAAAUGUAUGGAAUGAUAUUCCGGACAUUAUUCAAAAGGAAUUGCAAAUUGUAUUUGCAAUUGCGUUUUCAAUUUGUGGAUGCAUAAAAUGUGACAUAAUCCAAACGCAAUUGCAAAUCGCGCAUUACCGUUU